AUGAGCUCUGCACUGAGCGGGCGCAGGAAGCGCCCCCGCCCCGUCGCCUCCAUCUUCCCGGGCAGCGGGACCUCGCCGCGCGGCCGCGAAGGGGAGCGGCGGGGCAGCGGCUUCGAGGGCGCCUGCCAGAACCAGCGGGCCCUGGACGACUGCAAGACGCUUGUCCAGGAUUUCAAUACCCAGGUGGCCCUGUACCGGGAGCUGGUGAUUUCCAUUGGUGAUGUCUCUGUCACCUGCCCAUCUCUGCAUGCAGAAAUGCACAAAACCCGGACCCAAGGAUGUGAGAUGGCCUAUCAGGCUCACCAGAAGCUAGCGGCAAUUUCUGGGUAGGAGCCUAUUCAUGUUAAAGU
Molecule: messenger RNA, 350 nt
Organism: Lagopus leucura (white-tailed ptarmigan)
Lineage: Eukaryota; Metazoa; Chordata; Aves; Galliformes; Phasianidae
Gene: RGS7BP
Product: regulator of G protein signaling 7 binding protein
Exons: 2
Coding region: 1-330 (109 amino acids)
Biological process (GO): G protein-coupled receptor signaling pathway
Cellular component (GO): postsynapse; neuron projection; nucleus
Source: RefSeq, a predicted model, not a curated record